CUCCCAGCCUCAGACAUGUGUGAGCAGGCAGCCCGGUACUGCAGGACCAGCGUCCACAAGCUCCUGCAGCAGCAGCAGCCUCAGCUCCGGGGACUGGACGGGCUACUCCGCUGGAUCGUCACCAAGAUGAGCGACAAGAGUCAGGGGGAGAUGCAGGUGCAGGAGGCGGUGACUGGGGCGCAGGACAUGCCCAACCCGGGCACCAGGAGGGGCAUCUCUGUCAUCCUGGAUAUCUUCCGCCGAGCUGAUAAGAAUGAUGAUGGGAAGUUGUCCCUAGAGGAGUUCCAGACAUUUUUCUCAGAUGGGACCCUCAACGAGGAGGAACUUGAGCGGCUGUUUCACACCAUCGACUCUGACAACACCAAUAAUGUGGACACCAGAGAGCUCUGUGAUUAUUUUGCGAAUCACAUGGGGGACUAUGAAGAUGUCCUCUCUUCACUGGAGACACUCAACCUGUCCAUCCUGAAAGCUAUGGACUACACCAAAAAGGUGUAUGAGAAGGGCACCAAUGUUGACCAGUUUGUUACACGGUUCCUGCUGAAGGAGACAGCCAAUCAGAUCCAGUCGCUUCUCAGUUCUGUUGAGAGUGCUGUGGAUGCCGUAGAUGAACAGACAAAUCAGAUCAGACACUGCCAUAAUAAGGGACCAGGAAUGAUGGAUGGCUGGUAUGAAGAUGCUGUACCCACUUACUCUGCAAGUAGGAGUUCCACCAAGGAAUUAAGGAAGAGCAUCAAAAGUAGUUGCUCUGAUGUGAAGGAGGAAGGUCUGGAGGCUCAGAUUAACCGACUGGCUGAGCUGAUCGGGAGACUGGAAAAUAAGACACUGUCCUUUGAUUUGCACCAGAGACUGUCUGACAAUGAGAAUACCUCUUCUGUGUACCUUUUCUUGGUGCGGCAAGAAAUGAAAGUCUCCCAGAAGUCUGUGGGCGAGUUUUGCAGCUCUCUGAAGCAGUAUUUAAAGAAUGUAUCUGGAGAAGAUGAAUGCUUCCAUGUCGCCGCUGUGCGGCUACAAGACAACGUUACUUUUAUUGUCUAUGAAUUUUGGGAGGCAGAAGAGGACUGGAAGAGGCAUCUGCAGAGUGGACCCUGCAAACAGUUCCAGCAUGUAAAAGUGGAUACCCUUACUCAACCAGAAUCUAUCUCCACUAUGUUUGUGCCAGCUGCCUGGUGCACCCUGAGCCGGGAUACACAGCACACCAUCUGAAGCUGGCCGUAGUGUCAGUGGCUGCCUGAGCCUCCUGUUUUCAUCCCGCCGGGAGUCUUGAAACCAGUUUUGGCUGAGAUUCGUUUUCUUCUGAUGACUUUGUUCUAAGUGCUGUCUUUUAAAUCCACUUAGUGGGGGAAUGUAUUUGCUUGUAAUAAAAAAUAAAAAAUGGGAAACCGUGCUAGAACUCUUUCCCACUUAUGAAAUGCCUCAAAACAUACAUAUAAAAUACAUAACAGACCUGCUGAACGAUAGUGAGGGACCUGGCCAGCGAGUCGUGUAAAACCUGACCAUUAAUAGACCAGAUCACAGUCCGGAUCUACAGUAUUGUGCCAUGUGAUCCACAUCCUGUAUUUGUACAGUAACAGGUCACAGCCGGACCGGUAAUAUCCGUGCUGCUCGUCAGAGGGGAUUGUAUUCACCCCUGUUAGAUUUUGGACUACAUGAGACAAUAUGAAGGCGCUACCUUGCUGUGUACAUAUAAUUAACCUCUAGUAUCCUUAUUGUUGUCAGGUCUGUUCUGGCGUCCCGCUUCGGGUCAGAUUUUAUGGUCUGUUGGGUACCACGUGGCUCCCGCCACGUACCCCUAACAAUGCAUGGCUAGAUUCGGAAACUCGCUCGGACAGCUGACACUUAUCCUAGUAAUAGUCUUUAUUUUUAUCCUGGGAAUGAGAAAUUAUGCAGAAACUUCUAUGAAUGUUGAUAUUUUUUUUUUCUUAUUUUAUUUUCUUUCCCCCCAAUAAUGUUUGAUAUUCUAAAACUCUAUGUUAACUGAUCGCUGUUCGUAUGAGUUUCAAUAGUGCAAUGCAGAUUGCUAGAAAAAGUCAUUCCAAAGGAAUUAUUUAUUAUAGGAUAUGUACAGGCGAGUUCAUACCUAAUAAAGUAAAAAAAUAUA
Messenger RNA from Pseudophryne corroboree (corroboree frog), 2098 nucleotides. RefSeq names its product N-terminal EF-hand calcium binding protein 2 (gene NECAB2). NCBI's taxonomy places the organism in Eukaryota, Metazoa, Chordata, Amphibia, Anura, Myobatrachidae. The record is from RefSeq and is a predicted model, not a curated record. Bases 16 to 1203 code for a protein of 395 amino acids. The transcript is spliced from 13 exons. Gene Ontology annotation, cellular component: cytoplasm. Gene Ontology annotation, molecular function: calcium ion binding. Gene Ontology annotation, biological process: regulation of amyloid precursor protein biosynthetic process.